AUGCCAUACCGACUUCGAUCUGUUGGCCUCCUGGCGAAGGCUUGCAUUCGUCUGUCCCAAUAUUCUUGCCCUCGCCAGAAAACCAUUCAACAAAGGCAGCAGAGUUCAACUAGCCCCAGUGCUGCUCUGAAGGGUAGACUACAGAGCAACGCGGAAAAUGGGAUGGUAUCAGCUUUCCAAAAAUGCCGACGCACUGGGACAGGAGUGGAAAAUAUCACACCCGACUUCCACAGUUUACAUGAUCUACCGAUGAUCUAUGCUAGCAACAAUGCAGGACUGACGAUGAAUACUGGCCACAAUUGGUUGCAGUUGGAGAAUAAUCUGGAUGAGAAUGAAAUCCAGAAGCGUAAAUAUGAACCAAACACAGUCAGUCUCCAGAGAUGGGUCUGGGAUCUCUGGUGCCGAACUCUCUGGACGUUCUUCGACUAUACGGUCACCAAUCGCCGGCAGUACAUUAAUGCAGCUUCAACGCUACAGACAUAUUGGAAUGUCUGGACGCUCCUCCGUCGCGAGAAAGUUGGGCUCUCUAUUCCGGGGCUCAUCAAGGACAAAAUGACAGGUGUUCGUGAUCAACUGACCGCUAAACACGGGCUCCGAACGGAGAGGAAACAGAAACCGAUCCUGCGGUCAGAAGAUGUCUUCCAACUGAUGAAGGUACUGUGGACCACAGGGAGCGAGACAUGGGACCCGGUCCAGCUAGCCUUAAUCGUCCUCCUUGCAGGCAUGACGGGCCACAGGCCCGACGCACUGUUGCACGUGCGACACGCCGACGUCGCUGUCACACUGUUUCCUACGGGACGGGAACGGCCGCACAUGGUCUUGGAGGUGAAACCAAAUAGGACAAAGCGAUACCGUGGAAGGAAGAAGCAAAACCCGACUUUGGGGAUCCCGGAGGUUCCUAGCGAACCAUGCCUCCUGUUGUGUCCAAAAACUCUGUUGUUGGCACUGCUGCUUCGGAAGUCUGCCUUCCUCCAUCUUCACAUAGUAUCCGCGGAGAAGUUAUACGCUUUGCAGGUACCGCCAGAUGCCGGAUCCCUCUCGUUGUGCCCCGGAGAGCCUGAGGCGUUAUUAUUUGAUAUCUCUGCCAGGACAUUAAACGCUUGGCUGAAGAGACUUGGCGAGCUUGCAGGGUUUGAUUUGCCUAUCACUUCAUACUGGCUCCGCCGAGGCGCAGGCGAAGCUCUCAAUAGCAGCUGCGAAAUCAGCGAAGCGCAACAAAACCUACUUCUUCAACAUGCAUCAGGGUCUGUUUACCAAGACCGGUAUGCUCCUGAUUACUUUCCGAAAGACUUCAGCGCAGUCUGGCGCGGUCGGCAGCAACAGAGUGAUAUUAUUCGAAUAGCGAGUGGGCAAGGCCGCUCUAUUAAUCUACGCAGACCGAUCGAUCUCAACGAGGCCCAGGAAGCCGAGGCUGAUUCACGGCCCGAUGUUCAACGAUGCAAGGCGCAGUGGCAGCACGCGAAGCAGAAAGUGCAGAUGAUGUACGGGACAGUUUCUAAAGGCAAGGGGACCCCACUAUUCGAGGACGCGAUGAAAAAGCGGAACACCUACCAUACUGCACGCCAGGCGGCUCGUCGCGUUAUGAAGGAGGCCAUUCGCGAAAAGUUCAAUAAGGAGCAGCCCGUGGCUGACAUUAUACGUCAAGUCCAUGGCUUGCCCCUAGAAUCCGGAGACAGACGUGACGCGGGCCCUGUUCCCCCCGAACAAUACCGAGCAUUUUCUAUGCUCUUUCGAUUCGCGCCAACCACUGAGCGCGAGGAGACUGAAUGCAGAGCGGCAGCUGUGGAUGCAGUAGCCAAGGUCGGCCCGAGCCGACGACACCGUCUGCGGAUUAUACAUUCCCAGGCUGCGGUUCCGGAAUGGGUGACCGCAGCUUUGCAGGGGAAACGAAACAUCCAUUUGGCGCGGCGUCAGUGCUUAUUCUGUCUAGCCUUGGGUAUUCGGGAGGAGCCAUUUAGUAGAGACUCUAGCUUUGAGCGGCACAUUCGCCGAGUACACGAUGCGCGGACCUGGUGCCCCGAUCCCACUUGCCGGGGGAUGCUGAUUGGUCAUGUCGAUGUUGCUAACCAUAUGCGAUAUGUACACGGCGCCUGA
Messenger RNA from Aspergillus terreus NIH2624, 2094 nucleotides. RefSeq names its product DUF3435 domain-containing protein. Gene Ontology annotation, molecular function: DNA binding. Gene Ontology annotation, biological process: DNA recombination; DNA integration. Lineage: Eukaryota; Fungi; Ascomycota; Eurotiomycetes; Eurotiales; Aspergillaceae. The record is from RefSeq and is a predicted model, not a curated record. The coding region runs from base 1 to 2094 and encodes 697 amino acids. The transcript has 5 exons.